Peronospora matthiolae is the source of this 372-nucleotide messenger RNA. NCBI's taxonomy places the organism in Eukaryota, Oomycota, Peronosporomycetes, Peronosporales, Peronosporaceae. The record is from the annotation of a GenBank genome assembly.
AUGGUAAUGUUGGAUGAUGAAGAUGACCAAAGCUUUCACGCUACGCGUGACGGCUACUCCCAUUUGAGCGAUGUCGAAUGGGAUGCGGUUGAACGAAUGGGUUCGAACAUGGGCAUCCAGGCUGUUAGCGUCAUACUAGAGGCUAUCAAUAGAGAUGCCCAACAUGCUACUACCGCCAAGUUCAUUCAAAAUGAACUUGACGCCGAACGCGAGAAAGUAGCCUUGCUUCACCAACAAGGUUCUCAACAAGCAGAGUUGUUGAGAGAACAGGGUGCUCAACAGUUUGAACUGUUGAGACAGCAGCAGGCUGCUGCUGGUGGGUCGAUGCACUCGCGUCGACCCGAGACUUUGAAGAUUGACAUCUCCAAGUAA